Toxoplasma gondii ME49 is the source of this 8617-nucleotide messenger RNA. RefSeq lists its product as hypothetical. Gene Ontology annotation, molecular function: metal ion binding. The coding region runs from base 704 to 7048 and encodes 2114 amino acids. The record is from RefSeq and is a predicted model, not a curated record. NCBI's taxonomy places the organism in Eukaryota, Apicomplexa, Conoidasida, Eucoccidiorida, Sarcocystidae. The transcript is spliced from 3 exons.
GUCACAUUUCUAGGCGAUGAAUAAAACCAGUGCGUGUCUGUGAGCAUCUGGCUCCUUUUUGACUCAGUCGGCACAAGACCACAACCGAGCUCGCGCAUGUAGCCCUUGCCCCCCAUGUUUUAGUGCACCAGGGCUCUUUCUCUUUGUCUGGCCCUCGUUUUUCUCUCGUACGCUGCGUUUCUUGAUAUAUGCUUGUUACACAGGUGCGCCUUACGACGUGCGACACUAGCGUCUUCCCUGUACCCCCGCAACACCACUAGUGCCGCCCCCGCCCCCUACUUGGUCCAUGUCGCUUUUUUUUCGUAUUCUGUUUAUCUGCAAGUGUUUUUCGUUCGGAACUUGCUGUCUCAGUCGGAUACAUCAUUUGCGCCUCUUUACUCGUACACAACGGGACCAGGGGCGAGCAAAGUUUUCUAAGGAAAACAUUUAUUUGAGCCGCAUCACACAUUUGCGUAGGAUUUUUCCCCUUGGACCCAACAAAAACUGCAACACGCUUGCUCCCGACAGCUUCGACAGUCGUCACGCUGCCACAAUUUCUCGUGAACAGAGGGCUUUUUUUCUCGCCGAUGAAGUUUGUUCUCGGCACUCGUCAAGUCGGGUUACUUCUUUCGUCGCCAGCGUCAAAGGACGCAUUGCCGAGACGACGGCGGGUUUUUUGUUUGAGCGAUUCGACUUGAAGCAUUAAGAAAGUCCGGUAGAAACCAUGGACGGUGGGCCGGGCGGCCUUCCGCAUGGGGGAGGAUACCCUCCAGGGUUCCCGGGUUACGGACCGCCUCUUCCUGGAAUGCAAGAGGCGAUGUUCCACGCGCACCAGCAGGCGGCCUACUGGCAUGCCUUCUCGCCGCUGCUGGGGAACGCAAGUGGGAUUCCUGCGUGUUCGUACGGUGCCGCGGGCUCUUCCGCUCUCCCCAUGCCCUUUGCUUCCGCAGCAGCUUUCCAGUAUGGCGCUCCCUCGGCGGGACUGCACUCAGACAAACAAAUGGACGCCAGUUUUCAAACCCAGGGGCAGGCUUCGACGGCGUACGACUCCGCUGCUUCGUCCGCCUCCCUUGUUUCCUGUCAUGCUCCGUGUGAAUCUGUGGAAGCGAAUGCAGGGGCUCCGCCUACCGGCACGUACGCACCAUUCUCUGGGAAUUCAUUCCCAGAAAAGGCUGCGCCUCAGAGAGCCUCAGUUGCUGAGCCUCUGUCGACUACCUCCUCUUCUUCGUCUUCUUCAGCUGCGUCCGCUCCAGCAUCUUCCUCAACCCGCCACACGACGCCUGCGACGCCUGCGACGCCUCCGCCUCUCUCUCGGUCGUCCCUCUCGUCCACGGAGAACCCUGCAGUCGGUAAAACGUCUGCCGCGGCUAGCGGCCGGAGUUCGUCGGGAGGCGCCGGACAGUCUUCGCGUUCUCCGAACUCGAGGCCAGUCGACUCAAACGCAGCUGUUCCAGAGAAACUUACCUGUGCCGCUUCCUCUCCCUCCUCUCCUUCCAAUGCGCAUGCGGCCGCUGCGUCACGCCUUGCCCCCCUCCCGUACACGCCAGAGCCACCCAGCCAAGUAGACCUCCCAGACACAGGCGUGAGCAGUGGGACAGCUUCGUCUUUGUCUUGUGCGGCCUCGCCAGAGUCUCAGGAGGGCACUCCGGCGGCCAAGAUGCAUGCAGAGAAAGCCAAGGGUCCUGGAGGCUUGCGCCGCGUCAGAGUCCCGCAGCUCCGGUUUCGCAAGAAGGCGGCGAAUGACGCUUUUUUCUUGAAAACCUUCUCGAAAGUCUCUGGAAAAAGAGGGGAACCGCUAGUCUGGUGCAAGCGAAGGGGACGGCCCUGGUGGCCAGGCCUCCUCGCGAACCCUGACGACCCCCACCUCGUGCCACCGCUUCCUGAGCGAGUCCGUGCGAAACAGCCUUCGAGUGACAAAGACGGAGAGAUUCGUCUUCUGUUCCUCUGCUGCGGAACGUGGCGCUACUGGUGGGCGAGCUCGAAGGGCGUUCGCGACUUUCGCGAAGGAUACGCAGACCUCGCGCCCCGCGUCCGCGGCCUUGGUUUUCUCCCGCGCCUCGCAGUGCAGCAUGCGCUGGAGGAGUGUGGUUGGAGAGACAACGUCGACUGGUGUCCGAGCAAGACGAUUGUUGCGGCGGCGCAGGCUGAGGAAGUCGAGGACGAGGACGGAGAAGGGUGGCUUACAGAGAAUGCCUGUUCUUCAGACUCCGAGGAAGAAGAUGACGGCUUCAUGGACAACGAUUGGUGGGAAGGCCGGAAGAUUCCGACCGCUGCAGGGAACCCCAGCGAGCCGGAAGAGGCCUCGAAGGCAUUUGUGGAGCGUGCGGCUUCGUCACGCAGAUCGGCUAGGGUCGAGGAGGUUCACCCUGAUGCACGCGAGCGGCAAGCGACUCCGCAGACAGAAGGCCCUCAAGAGGGAACCGGUAAGGCUUCACCGUCUUCUCUGACUUCCGCGUCUCUACAGGGGAUCGCUUCUGAAGCGCCUCCAGGGCUACCAGAUGCGGAGGCCGCGUGGACAGGCGAGGGAGAGCGGCCUGAGGGCAGGCGCGGAGUGAAGAAGAAAGACAGCGGCCGAGAGUUUUUUCCGGGGGAUGAGAUGCUUUUCGAAAGGGACCGAAAGAAGGCGAGGGAAACCGAGUCUGGCCAGAAGCCGGACAAGAACGUGUCGGGUCCCGUUCGCGACCCAGAAGCCUGUCGCUCGAUUCGCUUAGGCGCAGCUCGAGGCCUGGUUCUUGCGCCCGCCUCCUCACCGGCGACAGAGGAAGCAGGCCCCAAGACUUCUUCUUCUCUGACAACGUCUGCGUUUGUGAAAGGCUCUCAGAACGUAUCGAGUCGUCAUGUCGAAACUAGUUCAGUCCGUUCGUCAGCCAGCAGAUUCGAUGAAUCGCAUGUGGAGUCGAACGCACGACUGCAGUCGCCGCGACGCCCCGCCCACGCCUCCCACCCGCCUUUCGUCUCCGAAGACGAGUGCGAAAGCAAGAAGAUGAGCCCGAUGUGCGUGGACAGCCCAGAGCGUGAGAUGUUCCUGGGUCAAACCGCAGAAGUGGCUGAACUCAGCAAGGCUGGUUCAGUGUCCGCGUUUGUCCUCGACGCCUCGGGGUCGUCAGCCGAGCCUUCUCCACCUUCUCUGUCUUAUCCAGGUGAUCUAGCGAAUUCAGAGGUCUCGUCAGUGACUCCGUGUCCCGCUGAUAUUCCCCGUCCUUCUAGUUCUCCCUUUUCCAUGUCGUUCUCUGGCCGCAGCAAGGGUACCUCGCAGAGUCGCGCUGGCCCCGCAGUGGAACCUCCAAAACUGCCAGACCCUCCUACUGCCGCUGUAGCGGUCGGGGACUCUCCGGCGCCCACCAGUGCCGGCGCAGCUUCUGGAGCUGUCUCCGGCCCUUUGGGGCGAGCUGAAGGCGGGGCUAGCGACGAGACUGGCGCCAAGAAAAACGCAUCUGGUGUCUCGUUGGGCGCCUCCACUGCGACAGCCGAACGUUCAGCCGACGCGUCCAGCGCUUCUGUCACGCCAGCGGCGCAGGCGCCUCAGUCCUGGCCCGAGACCAUCUGGCAUAGACUUCGGAGACAGGCCGAGGCGGCGAAGAAGGAGAGACCGCAGUCUCCUGCUCUCCCGAGGUCCUUCGCCGCCUCAACUCCGGUGGGCCAGGCCCGGCCUGCCGAGAGCGCGCAGGAGACUCCAGCGAUUCCGACCUACGGGGCCGUGAUUGCCUUCGGCCAAGAGAAGCCAGCGGGACUCAAAGAGACACUUCACCCACCCCACAUCCGAGCCGCAGCAGCUGCAGGGGCCGCCGCCGCCGCCAUGGCCGCUGCCGCGGCUGCGUCGGCGGCAGCAGAAAAAACCCAACGCCAAGAAGCUCUGAGUCUCCAGGCCUCACAGGCCCUCCCGGAGACAGCUGUAGGGGCCAAGACAGCUGCGAGGUUGGAGACAGCUGUGGGCUCGGGGACAGGGGUGGGAUCGGGUCCCGAAAACCGGAUCCCAGAGGAGGUGGCGAAGGCUGCUGCAGCGGCUGCAGUGGCAGCAGCUGUCCAGGUGACUGUUGGCGUGUUGGGACAUGGCAAGAAGGGAGAUGAGAAGAAGAAGGUGCCGGGAGGUGGGCACAGGGGGAGAGAGUCAGAGACUCUUCCGAAGGGAGGGCGGAGCCCGCGAGAAAGCGAAGACUCCGAGGCUGGCAAGCGUCGCCGAGCGUCGCGUCGGAGAGGCUCCAGUUCGAGCUGGGACGAAGACUCUCGCGCAGAGGGCAGCUGUCGGCGAGGGCGUGGAUCGAGCCGCUCUGUCUCUGUGUCUUCUCCUUUUCUUCUCUCUCAAAGACACCGUUCUCGUCCGAGACGCGACUGCACCCUCGGAUCCAGGCGUGCCCUCAAACACUCGAGGGGCCGCAGGCGGGGGUCGUCGGGCUCUUCUUCUGUGCACUCUGUUUUGCGGGCCUCUUCGUCUCUCUCUUCCGCACCCUCCCGCUUGAAAUGGAGGAGGCGUCGAGAGAGGCCGCGGCGGAGCCCUUCCAGAAGUAGGUCGACCUCCUCCCGAGGGGACAGACGGAGACACAGAGAGAGACACGUGGGGAGCCCUGAAAAACGAGGCUAUCUGAAGAGGUGGAGCAGUCGAGAGUCUUCGUGUCGGAGUACCGACGGCGUCCGGAGAGGGGAAGACGGAAAAAAGAAAGAGGGGAGAAGAGGCAACAGGAGACGAGAAAACAAAAGAAGAGAGGACAGAGAAGAGGGGGGGAGUUCCAGGUGCUCGGCUUCGAGCGGAUGUUCGGCGAAGUUCAGGGAUGGCAGCUCCGGCAGCUGGAGAAGAGUCGAUAGGGGACGCGGAUGGCACUCUCCCUGGCGGGAGCGAGGAGACAGGCGGGACGACUGGGGCCACAAAUCGGCUCGGUUUUCUCGUUCUUCCUCGUCCUCUUCUGCGGGGUUGAAGCUAGCAGCUGGGCGAAGAGAGGCGGACUCUCCGGACAGCAGCCGUCACGAGGAAGGGCCCUUAGCCUCUGGGCGGCGCUGGGCCAGACGGGGACGAACGCGGCGAGAGGAAGCCUCGCGCAAAAGGUGCAGCGACGGGAGAGAAGGAAUGAACUCCUCCUUGGAGAGGUCACCAGACCCUCUCUCGCCUUCUUCGAGAAGGGCGCUAGGAAGGCCGGACGAGAGAAAGGAGACAGUUGCGAUGGGUCCGACUCUAAAUUCGGAGACGGCCACAACACCCCCUCCCACACAGUCGCUGUCUCCUCCGGUCCCUUCCGUCUGUUCUGCUUCAGCGCCUUUGCAUGGAGAAGGCACUUCUUCUUUUCUUCCCGCUUCUGGUUCUUGCACUUCAAACGAAGCAUCUGUCUGUGUCACUGCGGCGUUGCCAGAAAGGGAUGCGAAAACCUUCCAGGCGACCUCAGCACCGUCUUCUGGCACCCCCCUCUCUUCUUCUUUCUCUCCCUGCGUCUCGGCGGCGGCUGUGUCCUCCCUGAAUGCUGCGCCUCAGAGCGGUCCAGGCGUCUGGCCCGAAAGCGCGCUCGAGGCGGCGGGAGGCGUGGAGACAAGAGAGGCAGAGAGGAGACCCUUGUCUAGCCUAUCCGAGACCGGACUACCUUCUUCACCCGCUCCGAUCAGUGCGCUCCCGCGCCCGCCUUGUCACCUGUUUGUCUCCGCGUCGACUGCCAGUCCGUCUCAGUCUUCCUCUGCGGCUCCAAACUCUUCCGCGAGAGACGCGAGUGCACCCCGCGAUGGGAGGCCUCCUGGGCUCUCGGUCUCCGAGGGCGGAGACGCGAGAAGCAAACAUAGAUUCAGCCGCGGAUUCCCCUCCUCCAAAUCUGUUAGCGCGAGUCCGCUGAGCCGCAGCAGUCGGAGUCCCUCCUACCUCUCUUCGUCCUCGCCGUCCCGCGAGAGAUGGACACGAGGGCGGAGCCACGCGUCGAAGCACCGGAGACGGCGCCUGCGUUCUCGUUGCUCUCGCCGCAGCAGAUCUCCUUCGGGUUCUCCUUUGUGUGAACAAAGUCGAGAUAGAGAAAGCAUGGGCAGUCAAACCCCAGAGAGGCGUUCGAGAGGCCGCGAGGCGCGGGAGAGACGCGGAACGUUUCCCAGGAGAGGAUACAGACGUGGCUCUUCCUCCGAGUUCAGUGGGUCGUCGCGGCGGUCGCCGAGUCGAAGUCAGAGAGAAUCAGAGAGCUCGUACCUCUCGUUCGCUGCGCGGCGAGUGCGUAUGUUGCAUGCGCAGGGGCGCUGUCUGCCUUGCCGGUUUCACUGGAGACGGGGGUGUCGGAACGGAGACGGAUGCAAGUUCUGUCACGAUUCCUCCCACGAUCGCUUCAUGCUGGGCCGCGAGCCCGAGCGCGGAAGCAGCCGCUCUGCGUCGAUGGGGGGCUCGCGAGAGAACGGAGGCCCUGAGGGGGGUCUCUCUGUCUCUCUGGAGAACCGGGUCGAGGCGGGAGAAGGCCCCUGGGGCUUCCUAGGCGAGGACGGGGUCCGGGGUCGGGGCCUGCGUCGCUUCAGGCGGUCGUCCUUCGGUUUCUCGCGCCCGUUUCUGCCUCGGGGCGACGGGGCCUUUCGCGAGGAAACCAGGCCUUGCCAGGCCUGGCGAGAGAAACGGCCCAGGGCGAUUGGGAACAGUCUGGAAAGAGAGGGUGGGCGAAGUGCCGAGACCGAUGUAAAGCGAGGCAGUUGCGUCGAAAGAGACGAAAGGUGGAUGGAAGGCGACCAGUGCAGUCUGGAAAGCAAUCCAGAAGAGGGAAAUCGCGUCGAGAGGGCGCCAAAGAGGUCGAAGGAGACAGAUGAGGGCAGCGGUCACCAGACCGAGGAACCGGGGCAGGCGAUUCCAGCGGGUGAGAAGGCGUUGGAUUUGACUGUCACAGAAGGAGGGGAGAAAAACGAGGGAGGAGAAGAGGGAGGAAGGGCCAGCGUUGAUGACCAGCAGACGCCAGGUGGUAUAGGUCUGGGAGACAAUGUGGAUAUCUUCCACGUUCCAUGUCCACUCGAAGAAAUGACGUUCGGAGGAAGCUGGAACUCAGCAGAUGCGCCCGCAGGAGUGCAGGCCGAGGUCGGAGGCCUCAAAGGCGCCAGUGAAGCCGGCACGGAUGGACAGAAAGUGCAUGCGUAGACUCUGCUGAGAGACAGGGAGGAGGAGAGAAGGGGCGCGUUAAAGAAGCACAGCACAGAGUGUUUGCAUCCGUUUUAAAAGGGGGAGGGACGAUGGAGAGAAGAAAGGGCGAAGAGGUUGCGAGACGUCGGCGGAAGAAACAGAGGAGUGCUGAAAGGUUUCGCGAUCCCGGACCUUUUUCCGAGGGGCUGUGCAUCGACAAGCAGCUAGCGAAAGGCGACAAAGUCAAGGAUUUACUAACCCAACUGACAGGGUCUUUGGAAAGGGAAUGACAGCAGGCGCAAGUAUGUAUUUUUUCGAUUUCCGUUCCUCCCGAGUUUGCGCCUCUGCACGUGGCUUUUCCCCCUAUGCGUGUUUCCCUCUUUCAGUCUCUCUCCGUGUCUCAGUGUCCAAUUGAGAGAGGAAGGAGACAGUGGCUGUCACUGGUCAGCCUCGAUUUCAAGGGGAGUGAAGUAGACUGGUCGUCCUGUGGUGCUUCGUAUGCAGGGGACCUGCGAGUCGCAUCGGGGAAUGUGUCCUGCAGAAAAGAUGCCGUUUCUUGUGGAUUUUCCUUCCAUAUGUUGGGGUUGCUUUCCGUUCGUUGCUACUUCUUCUCCGCAGCAUGCUGUGGCCUCACGGAGCGCGACCUGCGGGCGUCUCUGUAGAUGCUUUUCCUGCAAGGACGACGACAGAAGGCAUCUUUUCUGGUGCUUUCUACCUGUGACACAGCGCUUCGCCUCAGGAGCCUCUGCGCCGUAAUCACUCUUCUUUCUCUGCGUUGCUUUCCACGUUUUCAACAGAGAAACGACCGCUCUAGGUAUAUAACCUUUCUAUAUGAAGGUUUUCUGUAAUUGCAGACGUACACAAGUGUAUAGAGAAAUUUCCAAGAGUGUCUUUGCACCCUCUGCUCGACGCCAAAGCCUUCAACCUUCAAGCAGGCUUGCGGCGGCUGAGGAAAAAACUUUUCCCGCGCUGGGGUUCGCUGCGGGACUCCCUCGAUGCAGAGGAGCGAACGGCGGGGAAUCUUUCUCAUGUUAUGCUGAGUGAAACUGCCCACGUUUCCUUGUACUGAACCUCCACACGCAAAAGGCAUCCCGAUGUAUAUACCCAUCGCCAACAUCAGAGCGUCUUCUGGGUAAAACGCACGUCAAGCACGCAAUUGAUCCUGGAGAACUGGCUGAAGCAGGGCCUGUUCACGCAGAAGUCUUAACAUGUCAACAACCUUGCGCAGGCAUGUAAGUUUUUCAUUGGCUGGGGGAGCGUUGCUGAAUGGUCCUUGAGGGACAAGAACAGCUAGUGUUUCCGGGGCACUGGAGAAAGCUGCAGAAAUGUGGGGUUGCUCGCAGCUGAACAUAUUGUAAGAUGACUAAACUUCAUGAGGCUCGUGGGAAUAAAUCGAUAGAACUGGUCACGACCCCCCAACCAGAAAGAGCACCGUACGUUUAGGAAGCGGCACCCACCACGUUAAGGGAGCUUAUGAUUCUCGCGAGCAAUUUGCUCUAAAUGUGAAGGCAGAAAGUGUUUUCUUUCGAGAUGAUGCCCUUUUUGUGGAAACGAGAAACUACCCAGAUGUUAAUAUGAUCAGUACCA